Pleuronectes platessa (European plaice) is the source of this 4751-nucleotide messenger RNA. RefSeq names its product HPS3 biogenesis of lysosomal organelles complex 2 subunit 1 (gene hps3). Gene Ontology annotation, biological process: organelle organization. The record is from RefSeq and is a predicted model, not a curated record. Bases 227 to 3490 code for a protein of 1087 amino acids. The transcript has 25 exons. Gene Ontology annotation, cellular component: cytoplasm. NCBI's taxonomy places the organism in Eukaryota, Metazoa, Chordata, Actinopteri, Pleuronectiformes, Pleuronectidae.
GCUGGACUUCCUGUGUUGCAGCGUGAAAUCAAUGAAGUGCAGAGAGAAGGAGGAAGAAGAGAAGAAACGGAGCAGAGAAGGGGGGAAACAGAGAAGGAAGAGCUGGAUGGGUUUCUCUGCCUCGUCACGUCACCAAUAGAAGAAGAAGAAGAAGAAGAAGAAGAAGAAGAAGAAGAAGAAGCCACAGUGUGCGGCUCACACACAUCUCCGCCCUCCACUGAAGUCAAUGAGCUCUCCACGAAGCAGGGCCAACAUGGUGCACGUGUACAACUGUCAUCCCUACGCCUCUCAGCAGAUAGUGCAGGUGGAGCAGGAGCCGGGGCUGGUCUGCUGUGGAGGUGGAGCUCUGUUCGUGGUGGCCUCUGGAGGAUGCAAGGUGGAGGCGUACAGUGUGGAGCAGGAGGGCUGCCCGCUCAUCUGCCGCUUCUCCACCAUGGGCACGGUGAGGAGCAUCCAGCACAGCAAGACAGGAGACUACCUGGUGACCAUUGAGGAGAAGAACAGCGCCACCUACCUGAGAGCCUACACAAACUGGAGAUACCAGGCCGAGGGGAAAGCCCGUGUCGGGGUGCGCUUGCUGGGCCACCUGCUGCGUGGGGCGUCUGUGCGGGGCGGAGUGCAGAUGGAGAUCAUUGAGAUCCCCCUGUCGGAGCGUCCGGUGGCGGUGGCCUGUUGCUCGGUCACCGGGGACCUACUGGUCGGCUGCGAGAAAACCCUGGUUCUGUUCACACUGAGGAGACCGAACCAGCAGAACCUGGUAAGAAUCCAGCUGAUGAAGGAUCAGAGUCCCUGGCCGAACACUCAGAGUCAAGGUCAAACCUCCAGUUCAAACCAAAAUGUUUCCAUCCUGGACUUUGAACGCUCCGUCAUCGUGCACCUUCCCAAAAUGUCCUUUAAACAGGUGGCGCUGUGUGGAGGAUAUGUUGCCGUGCAGGCGGAGCUCGAGGUGCUUGUACUGAAACUGGAAGCUUCUUCUGAAUCUCAAACCCCGGACGACUCCUCGGACACAAACACAUGUGACGAUCCCCUGGAGGACCAGUCCGACCUCCUGCUCAUUCCGAGGCAGCAGGAGUUACUGGGCGAUCGAGCUAAAGACUGUGACAUCCCUGUCAGCAUUGAGAAGACGGGGCUGGAGGACAAAGGACAAUACACGCUGUCAUAUGUUCUUUUCAGGCGUUUUACUCCAGAGUUUUUCCAGGGCUGCAGUGUGGAGGAGACGCAGCUCCACUCCCUGCAGCUCUACCCGCUCUACACCAGGAGCCAGUCGGCCUCCACAGAGGAACCAGCGUGUGUGUUCUGCUUCUUCUCGCUCCCCAACGCCGGCUACCUGUACAGUCUGAAGGGCGGAGUCGAGCUGCUCUCAGCCUAUCAGUAUCCAGAGAAGGUCCUGGAGGCGGUGCUAACAGACACCCUGCUGCACGUCAUUACAAAGAAUGCGUUGCAGUGUUUCACAGUGCGCUGUGCGGCUGUAGCAGCCAGGAUCGACGACCCCUACAUCGAUACCACCAUGAAGGCCUGUCCCCCCUGCAGCCUGGAGGUGUGCGCCCUCCGGAUGCAGCUGUUUAUCGGCCUGCGCUCGGUGUGCGUCUACGGCCGCCACGUCAUCCUGCUCUCUGCCGCCGACAUGGAGACGCCCGACGAGAGCGAACGCAGCACACAGCGCCGCGAGUUGAAAGAACACACCAGGCUGACUGGUAUUUUCCUGGCGGUGGGAAUCGACCCCGCAACCACGCCGGCUCUGGAGAGCUUUCUGUCACGUCCCUUCCUGAGCAGGAAGUGGACGAUCUCCUCUCCUAAAGAAACCAGCGCAGCCGCUCAUGGAUGGAACCUGUACGUGGUCGACACCGUCUCGCCCCUGGUGCUCUACCGAGAGAUGGUGGAGUACAGCCGACACUAUUCGGAGACCAACCCUCAGGCCCAAAGCCUUCGACACCUCCUCAGUGAGGCUCACCUCCUCCUCUGCGCCUCCUCACUGCAGCAGAGCAGAGAGGGCGACCACACGGUGUCUCUGCAGAAAGAUACGGAGGGACAGACGGAGGGACAGACGGAGGGACAGACGGAGGGACAGACAGAGACACAGACAGACAGACAAGAACUGCAGGAGGCUCUGAGGCAGAACUGUGCACAGCUGGGAGACUGUUACAGCAGGGCGAGCCAGAAGGACUGUCACCAGGCUCUGCCGUACUACAGGAUGUCCGGACUGUCAGUCACAGAGGUCAUCAUCAGGAACCGCCCACUUCCCAGCAGCCCUCACUCCUAUGGCCUCGGCUUCCUGUUUUACCUGAAGCACUUCCUGUUAGAGGAAACGGAGCAGAGCCUCAGUCAGGAAUCAGCCGAUGAGGUCGUUGACAUUUUCAGCCAAUCAGAUCCCUCAGAGAUCAUCAGCGUGUGUGCCAGCCCGUCCAUGACGAACAUCAGUCCCGCCCGGACGCUGCGAGUUUUCCAACAUCUGGAGGCCACAGCUGGAGUGUCGGUCCCACUGACCAUCACGAUGGCCACCAUGAUGCUGCGUCUGGACGACCUGCCACAGUUCACACAGCUGAUGGACAGACAUCCUGAGAUGCUGCUUGUGUACGGUUUCAUCGACGAGCCGAGGCUGCUGCUUCACGGUGGAGGCGGCGGCCCUCACACACUGGUCCGUCCCACAUCGCUGACUCUCCAGCUGGCACAGUCCCAGCCGGGGCUGCUGGUAGCCGGCAUGGUGGCUCUGCAUGAGAACAACAAGGCUCAGCUGGAACAGGCUGAUCACAUCUUCAAGGAGCUGGGCUGUGAGAAUUGCUUACUGGUGGAUUUCUGGGAGGCGACGCUCAUGGCCUCUUCACAGGAAGCUGUCAUCCAGGAGCUUCUGUUCCGACUGGCUUCCGUCUACAUCGAGCGGCUGACGCACACAAACUCAGACGCACACUCCGGCCUCCCUCGCACUCGUCCACAACGCAGGCCGCUGAAGAGCGCCGACGAUCUGAUCAACUCCAGCUCCCAUUACGGCUCCUUGUACCCGUGGCUCACUGUUCUGUGUCCAGCUCACACUACCAGCUUCCAGCACCAGGAGGCGUUACACAAACUGCAGUCUCUCCUGUGUGGUCCGUCCAUGUCCAUUGGCUCCGUCCUCCCUCUGUUGGAGCGUCUGUCGGAGGACACCCUGUGGGGCUUCAGCCUGCACCUCCUCUGCGCGACCAGGAGGGGGCAGUUUGACAGCAGCAUAGAGAAGUUGCUGGACCGAUGUCCUCAGGCCAUCAUCGCCUUCGCCAACCACCAUCUGCAGGACAGACACAUGGCGCUGUGGUGGAAGAAGCUGCUCCCGGAGCUGUGCAAUCGCACGAGAGCUGCAGGGGACAACAGCAUCCUACUGGCUGCUCUCAAAGAAACACUGGUAGUGGUUGCCACAGAGACCAGCCCGGCCCAGUUCCUGGAGCUCGUACCGGACGACGGCACGGCGUCCUACUUCCUGCCUCACCUGAUGACAUGCAGCCAGAGACACCUGCUUGCCUGAGACACGUGUCUCCGCUGGCGGCUGAAGGUCAACGUUCCACUCGGUCGUUUGUUGAAGAUGAUUCAUCACUGAAAGAAUAAUCCUGAUUCUAUAACAGGAGCACAACGACCGGCCCUUCGGUUGGAUGAGCCAAACAAACACAGUGAUUAAAACUUUAAUGACAGUAAUUCACAAACAAUGACGGUAUAAAUACAUUUUAUUGCCAUCUUGCGAGGAGGGAGGGUUUAUGACCUUUACAUCGAUCAGUCAUCAGGGGAUGAUUGGCAUCACUUGUGGGAAGCCAUCAUUAUUAACUAUGAUCUGAACCAAACCCUCGGCCUCAGGCUUUGUUGGUUGACGAUGAGGUAUAAACACAAACUGUACAAACAGCCGUCAGUGAAAACAUUCCACGUUACGCCCAAGGACUAAAAUAAUUAUUAGCAAAACCAGGACCAGGAAGUAGUUGAGUAUUUUUAACUGUGGUGAACCGCCUGCAAUUCUUCUUCUGUGUCAUUGUUUGCACGGAUCUGUGUUGAAUAUUUCAGGGCUUCAUGAUUUGUUAUGGAAUUAAUUAUCGUCAGUGGAUGAGAUGAGAAGACAGAGAAAUGUCUUGGAUUGUCCCCGGAGCAUCGAGCGCUUUCCAUUUCACCCAAAAGUUAUUUAAAUAAAAAUAAAAAUACCAAUUCUUUAUUCCUUUUCCUCCCCACAACAAAAAUCUGAAUAUUCAUGCUCCUUAUUUAAAUUCUGUAAAGAGCAAAUGUAAACUGUAUCUCACACGUUGUUAACUUGAGUUGCAUGAAGUUCCUGAUAAUACAAUCACUCCUGCAGGAUAAAGGAAUGUUGUGCUGCUGCUUCAGUUGACUGACAUUGAUUACAGAUUAUUGUGUGUGUGUGUGUGUGUGUGUUUUUGUGUUUGUUUGUGUGUAUGUGUGUUGUGUAACCUCAGUUUCACCAGAGAGAGGGUGUGUGUGACUGUCUGACUCUAAACAAACACUCAGCACUUUUGUCUUUGCUCCAAUUUCUAAGAUUAGAUCAGAGUCCUCAAGUCAUGAAGUCUGUUAAUGUUCGACAGCCGAGUUCAGGAAUCGUCCGGAUUUACUCGACGAGCAAACACAACAAAGUGUAUUGUUAUGAUUAUUAUUUACAUCAUAUAUCGCUUUACAAGUGCAUUACAAUAUAUAUUAAAUCCACAAAAUGAAAUGUAGAUGUAAAAUGCAAAAAAUGGAUAAAUUAUAAAGAUUGAAAGUAAAAAGAAAACAAUAAAAGCACAGAAUAAAACAUA